Paralichthys olivaceus (Japanese flounder) is the source of this 4323-nucleotide messenger RNA. RefSeq names its product solute carrier family 19 member 1 (gene slc19a1). The record is from RefSeq and is a predicted model, not a curated record. Gene Ontology annotation, molecular function: folic acid binding; folate:monoatomic anion antiporter activity. NCBI's taxonomy places the organism in Eukaryota, Metazoa, Chordata, Actinopteri, Pleuronectiformes, Paralichthyidae. Gene Ontology annotation, cellular component: plasma membrane; basolateral plasma membrane; apical plasma membrane. Gene Ontology annotation, biological process: folate transmembrane transport.
ACGUUAACGUCCACGUUAUUGCGCUUUCUAAAAUAAAUGACUAACGCGUGAACACGCGAUGUGAGCACGGGUUCGCGUUCACAGUUUGAACAGCGUCAGUUCCUCGCUUUGAAUGCUACAUCAUGAAUGUUUGCUAACAGAAGCUACGGUGCUUUAGCCAUGUCGCGAACUGUCGUAACUUCGCACCUCCGCCUCGAAUCCUGCGUUAAAGUGUGUAGCACAUUAGCAGCUAACGUGUUUAGCCCUCAGCUUGUCAUGCUAGCACGUGUAGCACCGGUAUGCUAACGUGUUACAGAAGGACUGACACGUAACCGAGGCCAUGAUGUCCACUACAACAACAUACUAUGAAGUUAACAAUGACACCACAGGACCAGACAGUGUCACCGUGCGGACUGAGGCAAAGGUCAACACUCUCCGAUACAUGCGAUGAGCAGCAUGUAGCAUUUUAACUAGCGUGUCACCAACCUGUUAAACAUUUUCAGUCCUCCCAGGCAUGGAGAGACCCAGAGGGGUUGAAGGGGAAACCGCAGCUUGAUUGACAAUUCCAACCCAAACAGAUAGUUUUCUGCAUUUUCUUAGUUUGUUUUUUUUAAAGAGGAGGAGUCCUCACAUGCUGAUUUGACACGACAAAAACAAGUUACGCUCUGCAUCACAGUGUGGUCCACCAGCCAGCUGAUAUAAUGGUUGCAGAGGACGCAGCAGAGAGUGGGGGCAGAUCAGACACAGAGACAGAGAUGGACCUGAAAGUGCUCGCAUCUGAGACUGCUGAUGAACUCCCAGACAGGGAUGUGGAGAUGGUCGUCUCUGCUUCCGAGGCCCCGGCUCCCUCUGAUGCGCCCACAGUGGAAACCCAGGACCCCAGAACGUGGAAGUGGGCCGUGAUAUUUUUGUGCUUCUAUGGUUUUAUGUCCUCAAUAAGGCCAGGGGAGGCUUUCAUCACACCAUAUCUGCUCAGCCCCGAAAAGAACUUCACCGGGAAACAGGUGACCAAUGAGAUCAUUCCUGUGCUGACAUACUCCUACAUGGCAGUGCUGGUGCCGGCCUUCCUCCUGACGGAUCUUCUGCGCUACAAGCCUGUCCUCGUCAUCCAGGGCAUCAGUCAGGUGGUCAUUUGGCUCAUUCUACUCCUUUGCACCUCUCUCCUCGAGAUGCAGCUCAUGGAGUUCUUCUACGGCAUCACUAUGGCGUGCCGCGUGGCAUACUCCUCGUACAUCUUCUCCCUGGUCAGCCCCAUCCUCUACCAGCGAGUGGCCGGAUACUCGCGCUCCGCUGUCCUCUUAGGGGUGUUUACUAGCUCGGUGCUCGGCCAGCUCUGCUUGUCUUUGGGCAACAUCACCUUCUACACCCUCAGCGCCAUAUCACUGGGUUUCGUCAGCUUUAGCCUGCUCCUGUCGAUGUGCCUGCCGUGGCCGAAACGCUCCUUGUUUUUUAACCAACUGCGGAAUAAGGAGCAAAAGGAACUGGCUGCGUCGGGAGCCACCAAAUCUGAACUGGACAAAAUAAAGCCAAAAGAGAGUGAGUCAUCCUCUGCCGUGCCUCCGUGCUCUGGGUUGCGCUGGAAGGAUUCCUUCUUGCUGCAGAUGCUUUUGGAGGUGAGAAACUUGGUGAAGAAGCCGAACCUGAGGCUGUGGUCCCUGUGGUGGGUGUUCAACUCCACAGGGUACUACCUGGUGUUGUUCAACGUCCACGUCCUGUGGAACACAGUCUACACCGCCACUGAGAACAAGAACGUUUACAACGGCGGAGUGGAGGCAGCUUCGACAUUACUGAGUGCAGUGACGUCCUUCGUGGCAGGAUAUGUGAAAAUCCGAUGGAACGUGUGGUCGGAGCUGGUCAUCGGUGUCAUCACAGCAGUGCAGGCGGGUCUGAUGCUCCUCAUGUGCACCACAGGCAACAUCUGGGUGUGUUACACUGCGUACGUCCUCUUCAGGGGCUUCUAUCAGUUCCUGGUGCCUAUUGCAACCUACCAGAUAGCCUCGUCUCUCACCAAGGAGCUGUGUGCGCUGGUGUUUGGCAUCAACACCUUCCUGGGGACCAUACUGAAGAGCAUCAUCAGCUUCAUAUUUGCUGACAAGAGGGGCCUGGCAAUGGAUGUGCGCACUCAGUUCCUGGUGUUCACGGUUUACUUCGUACUUCUCACCAUCAUCUACUUUGUCUGCGCUGCUGUGGUCAUCAUCCGUCACUAUAGAAACCAGCCCGGAGCAGGAGGCGUGGCCAACGAUCACGCCUCAGCCACAGAGCUCAGUCCCGUGGGAGUAAGUUCAGAGGCAGAACCUUUGUCAAACGGCAACAGUGCCAAAGCAUAACUUCGAGAACGACGUCUCGAUGCCUUGAGCUGUUUCAGGCUCAGCAGGAUCCAUCAUUUCGACCGUAGCUGCUUUCAUACGUGCACUGAUGUGCGGACAUUUUCCCUGACAUUUUUUCAGAGAGGCUGCUCGAGACGUUUUUCGAAAACCUUCCUUGCCUCGAGUAAAAAGUCUGGAAAAUGUCAGAGUGAGCCCAAGUGAGAAAAUAUCCAGAUACCAGUGCAAAACUGGAAGAAUACAAAUACCUCAGGAUGAAAAAGAGGAGCCGAGCACAGAGAAGACGACAAGAAAAAUGUCAACUUAAUACAACAAGUUUCGAGAGCUGUUGGUGGUAAGAGCCGACGUGUUUUAAAUAUAAACACGCUACUUCCACACGGGAAAUUAUACGUCAUGUCCUGCCUCGUACAUGCUCUACCCACCCCUCGCCUCAAUGUCUGCUGUUGUUGCUGCGUCCUUUACUCGUGAAAGGCAAAUUCCUGGAAAAUGUCCGCACCCAAUUCUCUGGGACAUUUUGCGGAGUUCAUGUCUGAAGUGGGCUCUUGUGAUGUGGAUGGAGAGGUACGUUCAGUGUGGAGUCACUGCUGAGCCUUAAUCAUAGAAGUGCCUCAUCUUCUCAUCUUGGGAGAGUUGUGUGUCUGUAUUGUUUGGAUGCUGGUUUGAUGUGAGAAGGAAAAUCUUCUGACGCUAUCUAUGCUUCAGUAUAGAGGAGAACAGAAAGGGACCAUUCAUGUAAUGGCCAAACUUUAACUUCUUUUGUAUUUUGUAUAGGAAACAAACAUAUGAGCUGUCCUCUGUCAAUUCAUUACUGACACAUGACUUGUGGAUCAUUAGCCUUAUUGUUAUCAUCGACACUCCUGAUGCACUAAAUGUUAGAUAAUAACUGUGUCAGUGCCACAUCAGUAUAAUUACUUUUUAUAAAUAUAUAUAGUUUCCUUAUUGUGAUAAUCACAUUUCCACAUCACGAUGUUAUAAAAUCAGAUUAUGACUGCUACUUUCUUUCGACUGAGUAUUAGGGCCACUUCAAGAGAACAGAUCUAGAGAAUGAAAUGUUAAUACUACGACAAUUAAGUCGUAAUAAAUUGAGAAUCUUUGUGCGUUCUCAAUACAGGAUAUUUUCUAAAAAUACUUUUAUUGUUUUUUUCUAAUGUUAUUACAACUUUCUUUUUGUAAUUUUACAGCUUUUUUCUCUCUGACUGUAGUCUCUUAAUUUCUUCUCAUUAAAUUGAAACUCUUCUGACUUUUUUUCUCAUCACACAAUAUUUAAAAUUAGUUUUUUCAAUAUUUUCAACUUUUUUUUAGGAACUAUGAUUUUGUUUCUCAGUAAAAUAUGACUUAACUUUUCUAAUAUGACGUUUUUCAAAUAAGAUCUCAAAUGUAUUCUUGCAAUAUCACCUUCAUUCUUAUUCCCUUAUUGUAAUGUUUGUUUUACUGUGUGACCCAAAUACUCMGUCGUAAACUCCUCCCACUGCCUUUCUAUCAGUUUACACUGCACAUUAUUAUUUUUGUUGUUACACUGAUAAUGUUGAUCUUUGACRACCAUCUCUAAAUUUAGAUACAUCCGGUACAGAGUGUGUUGUGUAGGAAAAACUCUCUUUAUUACCACUUUGGUUUCUCGUCAGUAUCUCAGUCAAUAUUCCUGCUGCUAAUUCUCUGUCUGGUACUUGUGAGAAGAAGAAACUCAGAGACGAGCUUCAGCUCCAGGGUCAAAACUCAGCUACUUCUACAAUGAGAAACUGAAGAAGACGCUGGUGUCAGGCCUGAGGGAAACAUAGGAAUGUAACAGACAUUCAGUAAGAUGAGGCUGAGUGUUUCUUACACUAGUUUCUGUUUAUGACGUUAACUGAGCUUUGAGUUGGAUUACAUUCAGAAUGUAGAGAUAUUUUUUAUUUUGAUUGAAAUAGUUGCUGAGUAAUGAUGAAACUGUGAAUCUGUCUGAAUGCUGUAAAAGGAAAACUAAUGUAAAUCARAUGUUUAUUUUGUAUUCACAAAUAAAUGACAUUUAAUGGAUUAAAGAAAA